AUGGAGUUGGAGCGGCUCGAUGCCACCCCCGCCGCCCGGUCCGAGCGGUCCAAAUGGCUCCUCAGCUCCCCCGACCCCCCGUCCGCCUGGAGGCAGCUUUUCACCUCAGUAAAAAAGACCGUUUUGCCCCCGGCCGAGACAAAGCAGCCACAGCCAAGCCGAGCCCUCUUUUUGCUGCACGGACUCUUCCCAAUCCUCCGGUGGGGAAAGACCUACAAGUUGGCCAAGUUCAAGAGUGACUUGCUGGCCGGCCUUACUCUUGCCAGCCUCUGCAUUCCUCAGAGCAUUGGGUACGCUAAUCUUGCGAAACUUGAUCCUCAGUAUGGCCUUUACACGAGUGUGGUGCCGCCGUUGAUAUACGCUGUGAUGGGGAGCUCGAGAGAGAUAGCCAUAGGCCCCGUGGCCGUGGUCUCGCUGCUGCUCUCCGCCAUGGUUUCGAGGCUCGUCGACCCCUCGGAGGACCCCUCGGCCUACCGUCGAGUGGUGUUCACAGUCACCUUCUUUGCCGGCACUUUUCAGGCGCUGUUCGGGUUGUUCAGGUUGGGAUUUCUGGUGGAUUUUCUGUCGCAUGCGGCGAUAAUCGGGUUCAUGGGCGGGGCGGCCAUUGUGAUCGGGCUGCAGCAGCUGAAGGGGUUGCUUGGGAUUACACAUUUCACUUCCAAAACCGAUGUGGUAUCUGUGCUGUCUGCUGUGGUCGAGGCGCUUCGACAUCAGUGGAACCCAGUGAACUUUGUUCUUGGCUGCUCUUUCCUAAUUUUCAUCCUUGUUGCCCGAUUUAUCGGUCAGAAGAAGAGGAAGUUGUUCUGGGUGCCAGCCAUGGCCCCUCUCUUGUCAGUCAUAUUGUCCACUUUGAUAGUGUACCUCAGCAAAGGUGAUAGCCAUGGCAUCAAAAUUGUGAAACACUUCAAAGGAGGGCUAAAUCCAAGUUCACUUCAUGAGUUAGAGUUUGGAGGUCCUCAUCUUGGGCCCUCAGCCAAAAUUGGAUUCAUCUGUGCACUCAUAGCCCUCACUGAAGCCAUUGCUGUUGGGAGAUCAUUUGCAUCCAUAAAAGGAUACCAUUUGGAUGGAAACAAAGAAAUGGUUGCCAUCGGAUUUAUGAACAUUGUUGGCUCUUUAACCUCAUGCUACACAGCAACCGGCUCAUUCUCAAGAACAGCAGUCAAUUAUAGCGCGGGCUGUGAGACAGUAAUAUCAAACAUUGUGAUGGCAAUCACAGUCCUAAUAUGCCUACUCUUUUUCACCAAGCUAUUUUACUACACACCACUUGCUAUCCUUGCCUCCAUUAUCUUGUCCGCCUUGCCUGGACUCAUCGACCUAAACGAAGCCUACAAGAUAUGGAAAGUCGACAAGCUCGACUUUUUGGUCUGUCUGGGUGCCUUCUUCGGGGUUCUGUUUGGUUCGGUCGAAAUCGGCUUGCUAGUUGCGGUGGCUAUAUCAUUUGCAAAGGUCAUAAUGAGCUCCAUAAAACCGAGUAUAGAAAUUGUAGGAAGAAUUCCAGGGACUGACUUAUUCUGCAACACAUUGCAAUAUCCUGUGGCUAUCAAAAUCCAUGGCUUCUUAAUUGCACGCAUCAACUCUGGGACUCUUUGCUUUGCCAAUGCCAGCUUCAUCCGAGAAAGGAUUCUGAGGUCCGUGAAAGAGGAAUGUAACCUGAAAGAAAGUACUAAAGGGCGACUUUAUGUCUUGGUUCUCGACAUGACUAAUGUGACGAACAUCGACAGUUCUGGAAUUCAUGCACUCGAAGAACUACAUCAAAAUAUCACCGCGCAAGGCAUAGAA
Messenger RNA from Striga hermonthica, 1779 nucleotides. Lineage: Eukaryota; Viridiplantae; Streptophyta; Magnoliopsida; Lamiales; Orobanchaceae. The record is from the annotation of a GenBank genome assembly.